This is a messenger RNA of Brassica rapa (field mustard), 1782 nucleotides long. RefSeq names its product probable polygalacturonase At2g43860. NCBI's taxonomy places the organism in Eukaryota, Viridiplantae, Streptophyta, Magnoliopsida, Brassicales, Brassicaceae. Gene Ontology annotation, biological process: carbohydrate metabolic process. Gene Ontology annotation, molecular function: polygalacturonase activity. The record is from RefSeq and is a predicted model, not a curated record.
ACACCUUCUUCUCCAAUAUCAAUUCAUCCUCAAUAGACUAACAUUCUCUGAAAAAAACACAAAAAAUGAUUCACAAAACAUCAGGUCUUCUUCUUCUUCCUCUGACUCUCAUCUUUCUUGAUUUCAUCCUAAUCUCAUCAUUAGCCAACCCGACCCCAAUCACAUCCCUCAAUGUCUUAACCUACGGAGCUAAACCAGAUGGCUCAAAAGACUCAACCAAAGCCUUCUUAGCCGCGUGGGAAGCCGCAUGUGCCUCUCCGAAUCCCACAACUAUUAUUGUACCAAAAGGACGGUUCUUGGUCGGAAACCUUGUAUUCCAAGGCAACAAAUGUACGAAUGCUCCAAUAUCUUUUCGUAUAGCCGGCUCAAUUAUUGCACCGGAAGAUUUUAGAGUUAUCGCAAGCUCACUACAAUGGAUCAUGUUCGAUGGAGUCACUAACGUUUCAAUCUACGGUGGUGUACUUGACGCACAAGGCUCUAGUUUGUGGAAAUGCAAGAACAGUGGUGGCAAAAAAUGCCCUACUGGCGCUAAGACUUUGUUAUUUACUGAUUCGAAUAACAUCAGUAUCUACGGUUUAACGUCGAUCAAUAGCCAGAAGUUCCAUAUAGUUAUCGACCAGAGCAAUAACGUUAAGAUUGACGGCGUUAAAGUUUCUGCUGAUGCGGAUAGCCCUAACACCGAUGGGAUUCACAUCGAGAACUCUCACUCAGUGAAUAUCACUAACUCAAGAAUUGGAACCGGGGACGAUUGCAUCUCCAUCGGUCCAGGAUCCACUCAUGUUUCUAUACAAGGCAUUCAAUGCGGUCCAGGCCAUGGCAUCAGUAUCGGGAGUCUUGGGAGAUCAGAGGACGAGCAAGGAGUUGAGAACGUGAUCGUGAGUAACGUGGAUUUCAUGUCAACGGAUAACGGAGUUAGGAUCAAGACAUGGGGAAAAGAUAGCAAAAGUUUCGUACGAAACAUUGUUUUCCAACAUAUUAAAAUGAAGAUGGUCAAGAACCCGAUUAUCAUAAACCAACACUAUUGUCUUGACAAACCUUGCCCUAAAAAGGAAUCUGGAGUUGAAAUAUCAAAUGUGAGAUAUGAAGAUAUACAAGGGACAUCGAAUACGGAAGUGGCGGUUAUGUUGGAUUGUAGUAAGGAUAAACCAUGUACCGAUAUUGUAAUGGGUAAUGUGAAUCUCGUCUUGCAAAUGGUUAAUGGGUCGGCUCAGGCUUCUUGCAACAAUGCAAAUGGAUUAGCUAAUGAUGUCGUUGUCCCGUUCACUCCUUGUCUAAAGAGAGACUUGCUUUUGACAUGAUAUAUUGAAGGAUCACCGAAUCGAUGUCGUCCCGAUUGCUCCUUGACUAAAGAUUAGUUUAUGAAGCUAAAUCAGUGAACGACGCUUUAUUGUUUGCUAGUUGUUUUUUUUCCUUUGGUUUCUAUGUUGCUACUUAUUUUGAUCUUUAAAAAUUUUUGUACUCGAACUUAUGGUAUGAACUUUUAAAGUAAUGAUUAAAGUUUUGGCUCAGAUCAUUAUAUUUCAGUAACGUAAGGAUAAACUUUGCUAACAUAAGCAAAAUGUUAACUGCACUUUCUAAAAUUAUAAAAGGUUUCAAAUGAUAGUAGUUUUCUUUAUGAGUUUUAGCUAUGAUUUUUCUUUGGGGUUAUGUAAUAGACGAUUAGAUACUAGUCAUCGACCCAAAAAUGUAAUAGAUGAACUAACUUUUUAUAUAAAAUUUCACAUAUGAAUACAUAAAGAAAUCAAGAAACAAAAUCUUACGUAGUGAAUUGCGACUUUAACG